Molecule: messenger RNA, 4203 nt
Organism: Fusarium redolens
Lineage: Eukaryota; Fungi; Ascomycota; Sordariomycetes; Hypocreales; Nectriaceae
Exons: 14
Coding region: 1-4203 (1400 amino acids)
Biological process (GO): transmembrane transport; carbohydrate transport
Cellular component (GO): membrane
Molecular function (GO): carbohydrate:proton symporter activity
Source: RefSeq, a predicted model, not a curated record
AUGGCCCCUGCAAGGAUAUCUCACGACCCGGUCCUGCGUCGUGAGCCAGCAACUCAUAGCCGCGACUUUCAGCACCGUACCCUGAACUCAGAUCUCUGUGUCUGCGGCGGAGGCCUAGCUGGUACUAUCGCUGCCAUCGCAGCAGCAAGAAAUGGGGUAUCAGUAAUUCUCAUCCAAGACCGUCCUGUUCUUGGAGGCAAUGCUUCUAGUGAGGUUAGGCUAUGGAUUCUUGGAGCUACGUCGCACAUGUUUAACAAUAACCGCUAUGCGAGAGAGGGUGGUCUUGUUGAUGAGAUUUUACUCGAGAAUCUGUAUCGAAAUCCUGAGGGUAACCCUUUGAUUCUUGAUACCAUUCUUUUGGAGAAAGUAAGAUUGGAGCCGAAUAUUCAAUUGUUUCUCAACACAGCUCUUGUUGGGUGCGACAAGGAUGGUGAUCGAAUCAGCUCCGUCAGUGCUUUCAACUCUCAAUCUUCCCUCAAAUUCACCAUCCAAUCUCAACAAUUCAUUGACUGCACCGGCGACGGCACACUCUCCUUCCUCGCCGGCGCUCCCUUCAGAAUCGGCGCUGAAAAACGUGAUGAAUUCAACGAACUCUUCGCCCCAUCCUCCGAGUACGGCCAUCUUCUCGGCCACUCAAUCUACUUCUACACCAAAGACACCGGCAAGCCCGUCAAGUACGUGGCACCGGCCUACGCUCUGAAAGACGUGGAAGGAGAAAUUCCUCGCUUCAAGAGUUUCAGCACUAAAGAGAUGGGUUGCAAUCUUUGGUGGAUUGAGUAUGGCGGUAGACUUGAUACUAUUCAUGAUACUGAGCAGAUCAAGUGGGAGCUUUGGAAGGUCGUUUAUGGAGUUUGGGAUUAUUUCAAGAAUUCGGGGAGGUUUCCUGAGGCGGAGAACUUGACGCUCGAGUGGGUUGGUACUAUUCCGGGGAAGAGGGAGAGCAGACGGUUCGUUGGUCCUACCAUUAUGGUGCAGCAGGAUAUUGUUGAGCAGCGUUAUCACAAUGAUGCUGUGUCUUUUGGAGGCUGGUCUCUUGAUCUUCAUCCGGCUGAUGGUGUCUUCUCCGAAGUCGACGGCUGUACUCAGUGGCACUCAAAGGGUGUCUACCAAAUACCAUUCUCCUCCAUGGUCUGCUCAGAGAUUCCUAAUCUCAUGUACGGAGGCCGCAUCAUGUCAGCAUCCCACGUCGCCUUUGCAUCUACUCGUGUCAUGGCCACAUGCGGAGCCAAUGCCAAUGCUUUGGGCAUCGCUGCAUCGCUUUGUAAGAAGCAGUGUGUCGACCCCAUGGAAUUACUUGUCAAGAACAACAUGAAGAACUUCCAGCGCGAGCUCAUGCGGUUUGGUCAGUUCAUUCCUGGGUACAAGCUCAACGACCCUGAAGAUCUCGUUCGCUCAGCCUCCAGGAUUGAGGGGUCCUCAUUUGAGCUAUCGCAACUACCACCCGAUGGACCACCAAAGGUCUUGGUUCGAAGUCUUGCACAGAUGCUUCCCAUCUCACAGGGAAUUGUUCCUACCUUUUCCAUAACGGCUAUGUCAGUUGAAAACGCCGUAUUGACAGUCCAGCUCCGAGGUUCUGAGAAGCCGUACAACUACACUCCCGAGGUCAUUCUGGCUGAGACCAAGUUCCCUCUUGUCCCAGGUCAGAAUGACCUCGUCAUCGACUUCAAGGUUGAGAAUCCCCAGACUCAAUAUGUCUUUCUCUCUUUUCUCCAGAAUGAGUCGGUGGCACUCUGCACCACCAAGACACGCGUAUCAGCCCUCAUGACUGUUGAGCACGAAUGCACUCAGAGUCCGCCAAGUGAUGUUGGUGUCGAUGAGUUUGAGCGUUGGACACCGGUUCGAAGGCCAAUGGGUCACAACCUCGCGUUGACGCUGGAUCCACCCUUGAAGGCUUGGGGAGUUGAGAACGUCCGCAAUGGCGUUCCCCGCCCGACCAAGAGAACCAACUGCUGGGUUCCUCGUGCCGACUCCUCUGGUAGGAAGAUGCUCAAGAUUCGUUGGGAUACACCCGUCAAGGUGAACAAGGUUGUUGUUCAUUUUGAUACAGACUAUGAUCACGCUCUUGAGUCGGUGUUGAGAGGUCACCCAGAAAGGACUAUCCCAUUUUGUGUCAAGAAGUGGCGUCUGUUGGAACUCUCUGAUGAAGAGAGGGAGCUACACUGGGCCAUAUGUAUCCCCACUAAAGCCCUCCAAGUCUUCCUUCUCCAUCCUCCCGAGGCGGAAGACAUCACUGUCGCUAUGGUCAUCAGCCAGCCCGCUGCUUUCUUCUCCAGGCGUCACGAAAAUGCGAACCAAAUUCCAAUCUCGCGGGUAAAGCAUCUCGUGGUUCCAGAGAUACUCGAUAACUCCAAAGUCAUCCCCACGAAUGCUGCAAAUGAGACUAGGCUUCAGGUCAUUGGCACUGCUACUGAAUAUCGCAGAAGGGAACCCACCACCGACUUCAACAAUCUUAGCGAUCAACGGUCCAAGCGGUCUUGGAAGUCCCAACAACCCGGUAACGCGCCCAUUGCGCGCCAUCAGAGAGAUGGUCUCAAUGCUCCCAUCCUCCGCAUACUGCAAAUGGAAAGUCAGUCCAUAAUGACCCAAACUUUAGAACUUAUCAUAAAACGGAAUAGCUUAACCAAACAGCACAGACGGAACCACCGUCGUGAUUCUCAUAACUUGUUCAAUUAUUAUCUCGAACUGUUUGCUAUCAAGAUGGCUACCGAGUUGGGAGCAGUGCCCGCGCAGGGCAAGAUGAGCGGCUGGCUCUUCUUUAGUAUCUUCGUCAUUUCUAUGGGUUCUAUCUUCUGGGGAUAUGAUAUCGGCAUUCUGAGCACCAUCUAUGUCUCCCCCGGCUUCAACAAAGCCCUCGACCAUCCUUCAUCUAGCGAAAAGGGUCUCAUCACAGCUAUCUUUGCCGCUGGUCAAUUCGCCUCUUUCGCCCUCAUCGCAGGUCCUAUCAACAACAAGUACGGUCGACGAUGGGCUGGUUUCGGUGGUGUCUGCCUUCUUUGCGUCGGAGCCGCGAUCCAAACUGGUGCUGUUCACUUGGCUAUGAUGGUUGUUGGGCGAAUCAUCGCUGGUGUCGGCACAGGUGUUGUUUCCACCGCUGUCCCGCUUUAUCUCAGCGAGAUUUCGCCAGCCAAGCAUCGUGGUCUUUAUGUUGCUGCUAAUCAAGUCGGUAUUGUCUCUGGUAUCUCUAUGGCUUUCUGGGUUGGCUAUGGCUACUCGUUCUGGGACUAUGGCAAUGGUAUUGACCUCGAAUGGCGCCUCUCAACUGCCAUGCAAUUUGUUCCUGCUCUUCUCUUCCUCAGCGGUGUCCCCUUCAUUCCCGAAAGCCCCCGAUGGCUCGUCGAAUCAGACCAAAUCGAAGCCGCAAGCGAAUCUCUGUGCAAACUUCGCGGUCUUUCCGCCACCGAAAUCCAGCCCGAACUCGACGAGAUCCGCGCCAACAUUCUCUGGCAUCAAGAAAACUCCAUCACGUCAGCCCGUGUCUUCAUCCAACAGAAGCCACUCUGGUCUCGACUCUGGCGCGCCUGGUCUCUUGCUUUCCUUCAGCAGAUGAGUGGUGCUGCUGGUAUUCGAUACUAUCUCCCCACCAACUUUAUCGCCGCUGGUACCUCUGAGGAAUUGAGCUUGCUUGCUUCUGGUAUCGAUGGAACUGUGCAGGUGGUUUGCACUGUUGCCGCUAUGUUCUUCAUUGAUAAGCUUGGUCGAAGACAUUCACUUGGUAUUGGUGCUAUCAUCAUGGCCUUUUGCUUGAUGAUCAAUGGCGCUCUACAGACUGCCUAUCCCGGACAGAACAACCAAAGCGCCAACUACGUCAACAUCUUCUUUAUCUUCUUUUUUACCGUUGGAUACAGUAUGGGCUUCGGACCCUGCGCCUGGAUCUACGCCUCCGAGAUCUUUCCCGCCAACUGCCGUUCCAAGGGUCUCGCCAUCUCCUCCUCCGGCUCAUCCCUCGGUUCGAUCAUCGUCGGUCAAGUCUGGCCUGUUGCUGUUUCCCGCAUUGGACCUCGAGUCUACUUCAUCUUCAUGGCCUUCAACGUCUUUGCUGCCAUUCUGGUCUAUGCUUGCUAUCCCGAGACCAAGGGCAAGACUCUGGAGGAACUGGAUUCGCACUUUGGAUCGCUCAAUGUGCACUCUGAGGAGGAUGCUACGCCUAAGCAGAUGCUUGGAGCUGAGGAGGAACGGGUUGAGGUUCGGGAUAAGUCUGUGUGA